CUCAAAUCAAUUCCACCGUCUCCGUAUUUUCUUGCUUUGGAUUGACAAUCCCUGCCUAUCUUUCGAUGCAUGUCCCGUUGGCCCAUCUGCUGUCAUCUAGGCUCCCUUUCUGGUGUUCCCCGCGUAGAGGCUGCCUUUCUGGAGUCUAUUGGCCCAGCCUUGUCGACUUGGCCUGAACCAAAUCAGCCUAUGUCAAAUCUUCCACCGACCUCUACUUCGACCAAAUGUCUCAGUCACUCUGUUCCACCUGUCGGUCGAUCAAUUUUCGGAAAUACAGCUACGAAAGCAGAUUUCGAGCCAUUAGGCUUGGUUCUUGGAGGGGUAUUUCCAAUCGUGAUGGGUGCCUAUUCUGUAGCCUGGUCCGGGACGCCAUUUUAUCAAACGAACACCGGCCUUCUUCCAAAUCUAUAAUUAAGUUGUCAAACAGAAAGAGCUGGAAAUGUUGUACCAGCUUCAAUGAGUACCAUGGAAUCAGGCGGUGGGAUUAUUCGAACGAGUUUGACCUCCAAGCCUACGCCUCAAAAACGAAUACUUUAUCCCGAUAUCAGUUUGAUUUAUACUGGGAAUCGUAUUCGGGAGAACGCACUCAUGUUUAUCUUCGUCCCUUACGCCCGGGGCCUUUUUUCGGUAGGAUCGUCGACCGAGAUCAUGCCGAUCUAGCUUUGUGUAAGAGAUGGCUUGAUGUGUGUGACGAAUAUCAUUCGGGGCCUAUGGAACAGUGCAUUGGUAAGAAGACAUCGCGCCGUUUCCUCCAAGAUUGUCUUCGUUUGAUCGAUGUCAAGAACAUGGUAAUCGUGAGAAGUUCGUCGAGUCGGACUGAGUAUGUUGCACUGACGUAUGUCUGGGGAGAAGACAAACUGAAACGGGAGAGGCCUCUGGGGUGGGAGAUGCCUCGAACUCUAAGCGCAGCUGUUUGCACUGACGAGUAUGGGGUUGAGACCAUAGAUUUACCCAAAGAGCUCCCCCGCACCGUCCGAGAUGCAAUCGCGGUCACUCGCUCUCUUGAGUACGGCUACCUCUGGGUAGACUCACUUUGCAUCAUACAAGAUGAUAAGCAAGAUCAAGACCUUCAAAUAGGCAUGAUGGACGAGAUAUAUAGCAAUGCCACUCUAACUAUUGCGGCUGGUUCGGGCUUGCAUGCAGAUUGGGGCUUGCCAGGUAUUAGCCGGCGAAGGCGUUAUGCUCAGCGCUCCGAAAUUGUAGAUGGCGUCGAACUUGCCGUUGAAUUCCCAUCCUUCGAAGAACUCAAUUCAGGCACCUCACUGGUUUGGAAUACUAGAGGAUGGACAUUGCAAGAAAAAAUGCUUUCGAAACGAUUAUUGCUUUUUACCGACUUCCAGGUUUACUUCAGAUGCCCCAACUCAGUGUGCGCUGAAGAUAUAGUCAUGGAGGCGGGGGCCUUGUCUACUACUAUUAAGAGGAGACAAAAUCCAUUUGCGUGGGGAGCCUCUCGUCUUGAGGAACCAGCCUUAUUGGAUCAAGUGGGCGACUUCUUGACCCUUGAAAAUUGGAAACUCACCGAUAAGAAUUGGAAACUCGCUUUCCUUCCGAACUACGUCGCUCUAAUUUCAGAAUAUACCCGAAGAACUUUCAGCUUCAGUCAAGACAGGCUCAAAGCCAUAUAUGGAGUUCUACGGACCCUGGACCCGUCAGAGCGAGCGUUUCCAGGAGGCUUACCACGAGCUUGGCUUGCAGAAACUCUCCUCUGGCAACCACGAGAUGAUAGCAAAUACGCCAUUGAUACUAAAACUAUUGGAAUGCCAACUUGGUCAUGGGCAGCAUGGUCACUGAGCGAGGGUUGUGUUUGGUCGGAAUAUGCCCGUCCGGAUGCCAUUUCUGGUAGCGAACCUCUCACAACAAUACACGUACAAGGAGAUGGAGGAUCGGCCAACUCUUAUUGUGUAUGGACGAGCUAUAAGACGCUGUUCGGAAGCAAGAAGACCACUGCGGACUCCCUCUCGAAAAAUGCCCGGCAGCUGCUGAAGUCGUCCGGCACGAUGUUGAGUUUCGUGACCUCCAUAUGUAUAAUUCGGAUCGGCGAGGCAACAUACGAGCAAAACAUUUCCGAUGAUGCGCUUCAGACAUAUUACCUAAUGGACAGCGAGCGCUACCGUGUUGGAAAAAUAUGGACGUGUGAUCGUGUAGCGCGGUCACGUCGUGACCAUCAAUUUAUUGCUCUUUCCUCGAGAAAAACGGGAAUAGCGAUAAAGGAUGCGGUUGCAGAUAUGCAUAUACCCAAAUAUAUAGAUGGGAACGGUGGUUCCAAGAAUUCGCCGGCAACUAACUGGAGAGCUAUAAACGUUAUGCUGGUGGACUGGAAAGGUGAUGUUGCGUUUCGGGUAGCUGUUGGUCAGGUCAUUUCGACGGCGUGGAAUGAGGAAACGACGAAGUUGGUAUAUCUAGGAUAAGAAACUGUUGGUAUAUUCUAUUUAUUUAUUCAUUUAAUAUGUUGUACUGUGUCAUAUAGCGUCUCGGGUUUAUGGUUGGGUCGUACUGUGCCCAAAAGUUUAGAGAGAAACACCUCGGCUGAAUUCGAUUUUGACUGUCACAUAUAUUUCCUAGAUCGCAGGGGAUAGUUUUCGUUGUUGACGAUAGGUGGAGAGAGUGAAGAGGGCAUCCUUUCUUCACACUGCUGGGGAUACCUGAUCCCUAUAUUAUAUAUAUUAUAUUAGUGUGCCCCUGCC
Messenger RNA from Hyaloscypha bicolor E, 2684 nucleotides. Its product is annotated as HET-domain-containing protein. The transcript has 4 exons. The coding region runs from base 225 to 2408 and encodes 727 amino acids. Lineage: Eukaryota; Fungi; Ascomycota; Leotiomycetes; Helotiales; Hyaloscyphaceae. The record is from RefSeq and is a predicted model, not a curated record.